CAUUUGCGCUAGUACUGAUCGUUUGAUCGGAAGAACAUCUUGGUGUAGUAGAAAAACGCUGUUUAACUAAUCAUGUCACAUUUUAAGUUGGCUGUUGUGUUUACACUGUUGGCCAUUACCAGCAAAACUGAGGCACAGUGCACGGAUAAUCCAUGCGGCACCGGGGCGUCGUGUCGAUUGAAUGCGGCCGCCAUUCCGGUCUGCUCGUGCCCGUUCGGUUAUCUCGGCGAUCCGUUCAAGGAGUGCAUUCGGCCGGAGUGUGUCAGUGACGGCGACUGCACCGAGUUUCAGGGAUGCCGCAAAGGCAAGUGUGUCGAUCCCUGCGUUGUGAGCUGCGGCACGAACGCUGCGUGUACGACCAAACAUCAUGUACCUGUGUGUUACUGCCCCGAAGGAUUCACGGGUAGCCCGUUCGAACGCUGCGAUCCGCUGUAGUCCUCUGAAAAAUCUGAUCCCAUCAUUGAUCCGCCCCUUUUAAUCCCGCGGAAACACAUGGUUCGCUGCGAAGGCGAAUGAGAAUCGAAAACACGUGACACAUACCGGUUAUGUUUUGGUUUGUUUUUUUUUAUACAAUUUUUCGAUGAGCUUUUGCGUUCAUUCUUAGCGUUCGGGUUCUUUUAAAUACACGUUUUGCCGAGAAAAUCAAAGAAGCGUUACAGUUAUCAUAAUUAUUAUUACUGAUAUUAUAUUACUAUGAUGGUUUGCUGGAUGAUGCAAGUGUGGCUGCUUGGAUUGCAUUCGACAUCGGUUGUUCGUUGGUUUUGUGGUGACGAUGAGGAGAGGUUGUCGUUGUUUGACGAUCGAACAACAUCCAAAUAAACAUAAAAAAGCACAAC
Messenger RNA from Anopheles bellator, 836 nucleotides. Its product is annotated as delta-like protein 4. The transcript is spliced from 4 exons. NCBI's taxonomy places the organism in Eukaryota, Metazoa, Arthropoda, Insecta, Diptera, Culicidae. The record is from RefSeq and is a predicted model, not a curated record. The coding region runs from base 73 to 435 and encodes 120 amino acids.